CGUUUGAACGAUCGUCAGAAGAGGUUGAAUCACGGCCGCUCUCAGCGGCUAUCAGCCCGGCCGACCUUCAUGUGCUGUUUGGCAAUAGUGGGUCCAAUGUACUAGCCGCCGCGUAAGAGACGACCGGGAUCACCGAGUCAUGAGGGAUGGGCUUAUUUACCGUGCGAUUGCCAGUGGGGCUUGCACUCAGCCAGCCCCAGUACGGUCUUCUAGCUCUCCCACACCGACGUGAAUCCCGCGUACCAUGUCAGCGAGUCCAGAUGCACAGCGGAGGGUGUGGAUGAUCACCGGGACCACUUCGGGAUUCGGGAAACGACUUGUACCAAUGGUCCUCGAGCGCGGCGACUAUGUUAUCGCCACGGCGCGAGAUAUCGCCAAAGUCAAUUUCUCACUUUCCGAAACGGACCGUGCGCGUCUUCACGUCGUUCAAGUGGACCUGAUAGACCCACCUGAAAAGAUACAGAGUGUCGUCUCGGAGGCACUUGCAGUGUGGGGUCGUAUAGAUGUAUUGAUCAACAAUGCCGGAUGGGCACCCAAGUCACUCCUGGAGGAAGCGAGUCCGUCCUAUACUCAAACGCUCUUCCAGACGAACGUGUUUGGGGUGCUCAAUCUAACCAAUGCUGUGUUGCCCCAAAUGCGCUCGCGCCGUACAGGAACGGUGGUUUUCCUCGGAAGUCGGUCCGUCUGGAAAGCGGAUACCAUCCUGACGGGACAUUACCUUGCAAGCAAGGCCACAAUUCAUGCAUUCGCGGAGACGUACGCUGCAGAACUCGCGCCAUUCGAUGUCCGCGUCAUCCUCGCAGUACCUGGUGGCUUCCGCACCGAGAACAUCCACACCGCGCCUUUGUUUAGCGAGAAUCACAUUCCCGAGUAUGACGAGCUACGACAGGGCGAGUUUGCCAAGUUCUGGGAGCGCUGGUCAGCAGCUCCCGGAUGUCCGUCGAAGAUCAUGGCUCUCCUCGUAGACGUCGUCACUGGCGAGGGGAAAGCUGCGGGUAGAAAGACCCCGCUAUACUUGGUACUCGGAAAACCUACCUAUGCAGCUGCACAGGCUUUCCAGAAACGCCUGACGGAAGAAAUGGACGCCUGGAGAGACGUGGCGGAGGAUUUGGAUCUGGAGCCUGAGGUCACUGAGGGGAGUGAUCAGGGUGUACUGUCAGCUUAACAAGCGGUGUAUAGUACGUACAUAGUGCCACGAUUCUACUCGGAACUUUCUCUCGCGUAUAUGCUCACCAGGUAUAUGGAUACCGUUAAUGUUGGUACUGCCAGCACGGUGCACCCACGUGACGGUUUCACUCCGAGAUUUGCAGUGGAUACUAG
Molecule: messenger RNA, 1320 nt
Organism: Rhodofomes roseus
Lineage: Eukaryota; Fungi; Basidiomycota; Agaricomycetes; Polyporales; Fomitopsidaceae
Product: NAD-P-binding protein
Exons: 5
Coding region: 245-1165 (306 amino acids)
Source: RefSeq, a predicted model, not a curated record